This is a messenger RNA of Camelina sativa (false flax), 818 nucleotides long. RefSeq lists its product as uncharacterized. Lineage: Eukaryota; Viridiplantae; Streptophyta; Magnoliopsida; Brassicales; Brassicaceae. The record is from RefSeq and is a predicted model, not a curated record.
UGAUAAGUUAUAUGUACAUGCAUAUCAAAGUAUAGUUGGCUAAAUUAAAACCCGAAUAAGACACCAAAAAAUACUUACAGAAGAAAACAAAAAAUGGAGACUUACGUUGAUGCGAGUGGUGUAGACGAGACUGCAGCUGAGUCAUCUGUUGAAAAGCACAAGAAAAAGUUGAAAGUGAUGGUUGCAAUUGAUGAGAGCAAGAACAGCUUCGAUGCGUUGCAAUGGGUAGUGGAACAUCUCAGAGAUGUUAUUAGCGCCGAACCGGAAACUGGUCAAGAAGGCGGUUUACUUACGUUGGUUCAUGUUCAUCCAACGUACCUUCAAUAUAUCUACCCUUCUGGUGGAACUGCUUCGGCGGUGUAUGCCACAGAUUCAGUGCCCGAACAAGUGAGAAAAGCAAGAGAAGAGAGUACGACCAACUUAUUCACACGGGCGUUGGAGAUAUGCAGAGGCAAAAUGGUGAAGACAGAGACUAUGAUAUUGGAAGGAGAUCCUAAGGAGAUGAUAUGCCAAGCUGUCGAGCAAACCCACGUUGAUCUCCUUGUGCUUGGUAGCCGUGGACUCGGCAUGAUCAAAAGGGCGUUUUUAGGGAGUGUAAGUGACUACUGUGCCCAACAUGCGAAACGUCCAAUUCUCAUUGUGCGACCGCCUAGAGAGACUUCAACUAGCAGCACGAAGGAACACAAGAUCAAGUGAGGAAGGAAACCAUGUUAUGAUCACUUCUAUUUCAUAUCGUUUGUACUUGUUCGUAGAGAACAAAAAAAGUGUGCCAAUGAACAAUAAUCGAACUUUAUACGGUGUACUUUGGUUCUUGGAAA